AUGGCACCGAGAAGGAAAGGCGCACGAGCUUCUACAAAAACUAGGAAUGGAGACAAUGAGGGAACUCCAACUGAUGAGCUCUCCAACGAUUCAAGUGAGAGAAGGUAUGAAAUCAACGAUUAAUAAUUGUAAAACCCUGAUUUUUCAAAGCUCCGCCAGCAAAUCGAGAGAACCGAGUUCGGAUAAGGAAGAAGACACACCCAAGUCCCCGGGUUUGAUUAAGAACGAGGAUAGCGAGGAGGUGGAGGAGGAAAAUGAAGAAACGAGCAGUGACGAAGACGCCGAACCGGUGAGUCUUUUUACUGACGAAACGAAUUCGAGUCAUCCCAACAGAUCGUUCUGAAUGUGACUCAACGCGAGAAAAGAGCAACCGCCGGUAACAAAAUGGCUGCAUUGUUAGCCUCUGCGGAUCACGAAGAUGAAUUUUAUAAAACGGCAUACGGAGGCUUUGAAGAGGUAGGUUUUAUUCUAAAACCGGCGCCGCUAUAUCUACCGGAGGGUGCAUUAGAGUUUUCUAGUAAUUCAAGCGAUUUCACGACGUUUGAAUUUCAGCCACAAAACCGCAGUAGCAGCCUGCCGGAAUCGAACCAACGAGCUUAGAUUCGCAGCAGCGCGCGUUACCAAUACUCCACACAGGUGAAAUGCGGUUUAGCAAUUAUACAAUUGCGCUAAUUCUAGACAAAUUCUCGGCAAAUCUAUACAAAAAUUACCAAAUAUUUGUUCGGGAUUUGUCUAGAAUUAGUUUAAUUGCUAAACCGCAUUUCACCUGUGACAAACCAACGUGGGUGAAAUGAGGGCGAGGCGUGGGCAAACGGGCGGGAGGCCGAAAUCAUACCCUUAUUUGGCCCACAUUCAAUUUAAAGUUUGAAUGUGAAUUUGAACGCGUCGGCGCCUUUUUUUCCUGAGUAGGUGAAAAAAAUCGCGUCAAGCCGUACGCCUCUCUGGACAAAAACCCUUUUGCACCCUUCGGUAGAUUCAUGGGCCACGUCUCCAUUAUUUUUACUGUAGAACAACGAAGUGGACAAAGAGUACAAAUCUCCGCAACAUUCGGACGAUGAUCAGGUUGACUCGGACUUUGAUAAGUCCGAGGAAGAAGAUGAACCGGUCAGUGGUGGCGAAGAGGACGGAAAACCACGCAGGAAGAAGAAGAAGUUCAACGUGAGUGUGUUUCCCUCUGAAAGGGAACUCUAUCAUUGCGAAGGGAAGUUUUGCAGGAGCCGAAACGUGGAAUCACAGCCGACGAUAUUCUGGCAAAAAACAAGAAGUGGGCAAUGGCUCGGCUGGCUGGAAAUAUGGUAGCGGCUAAUACGGUAGAUGACAAGACACAGGCCGAAAUGCUGAGAGAGGCCGAAGAGACGGCGAAGGUGAACAUUGAAUCGCUGAAAAAAUAUGAAGCGUUCGAGUUGGAAAGGAAGAAGAAAAGAGAGAAGAACACGGCGAGGGUGUUCCCGCCAGGACCGAGGGAGCAGAUCAAGAUGACAUCCAGUGGCACGACUGUGACUAUUCGCACGGAGAUCAAGGUUUGUGUUCCUUCAACUAUUUUGAGCUGGAUAAUGCAUCCCUUCGGUUCCCCAGUUCGUUCAUAAUUGACCGCUGAAAGCUGUCCUGCUUCCUAUUUCCAUUAAAUUUCAAUUUUCUCCAUUCGGAUCUAUUAAACGUAACAAUGGAAGUGAAUUUGUUCUGCGCUUGUUAAUGUGCUCCUCCCAUUUGUUGUCAUGACAUCCUUUGCUCCGUCUACCUCAUCUCUCCUAUAUUUUCAUUAUGCUCCUUUCCUUUCCAAGGACAGGACAUAUUUUAUUGAUGCGCUACCCCUCAAACAGAAAAAGACGAGUCAGAAGAAGGAGAAGAAGAAGAGGCGGGAAAUGCCCGUUUUCCGGGGAUUUCGUCGGAUAAUCGACCCGCUGGCAGAAGUACCCGCCACAUGUCCUUGAGCCGUUUUCCCGCUUGAGAAGCCCAUUCCGGGAGCCUCUUUUGUUCUUUCUAUCUUCUUUUUAUCCACUUUAUCUUCUGUGGACAUUUCCUGAGCACGAACAUCAUCGUGCCACCGUCUACUAAUCCCUUCUUACGAAACUACUCUGUUUGUUGUGGCUGUUUUUUCUGCGAUACUGCUCCGUGUCUACGUUUAUCUGAUUCCAUGUUUUUUCUCCGCCGUCGAUGUCGUCUUCGUCGUCGUCACAAACUUUUUUCUGUGCGCCGUCGAAAUUGCAUCUCAUUUCGGCAGAGUACUCGUCGCUUUUCUGGAGCCAAACGAAGAAGAAAUUGCAAGGGGCUAGUGGUGCCCUCCUUUUUCAUUGCCGAAAAAGAGAAAUUCCAACCAAAAUGUUCUGAGACUGAGUUUGGGUUGAUUUUGUCGUUGUAAAAGGAGGCCGUCGACGACAACUCGUGUCUGCCAGUCGGCGUCUCUCCCUCUGGAGUUGCCGCGCACACGACGAAGCCUGGAGCUGGAGCUGGUGCUCCUUUUUCUCCGAGAGAAGGAGCAGCAGCAGUCGGCAGAGCAGUAGUAGUAGGCAGUUGGGGCUGGCUGCCACUGGUUGCUGUGCUGUUGGCUGCUCGACGAGCACAAGCCUCUGCCCUCCCCCUCGUUGAGCAGCCCGUGCUCCUUUCCCGCGGACCUCCGUCUCCUGCUCCUCCUUCAGUGCUCUUUUCUCUUCUUCCCUCGCCACCAUCUCCGCCAUCCUGGGUUCCCCAUCUCCGCCACUUUCACUGCCUUUUGCACUUCCCAUCUAUAAUCUUUUGGGCUCUGCGUCUCCGAGGGUCCCUCGCCCAUGCAUUCUAUCUACGGAGAAUCUUCUAAGCCCAUUGACGUCGGAAGAAAAAGAAAGACGCCGGAGGCCUUCUUCUGCGCCGAGAACUUUGGAACUGACAACAAGAAAACAACCCGUGCCAUUCUUUGUUCAAGAAUUGAUUUUCAAAAAUCUUGAAGCCUGACGACGGGCUGUCUUCAUCUGUUCCUCCGCCUCCUGUCCCGGGCUCUCCCGCGCCCUUCGUCUGCUUCUUGUCUCUUCGUCUGCGUCUGCGUCUCCACCAGCUUUUUCUGGGCUCCGGCGGUUUCCGCUCUUGUGACGUCACCAACGAAGGCUCUGCCUGGGUUCAUUGGAGCGAACUUGGAUUGGAGAGUUGUGAAAUGCAGUUGCAGGAAGCUGUUAGAAGGCGUCCUCUUCUUUUCACACGUUUUUCUAUAAAAAGUACGUGUGAAGGCACUAAUGUGCGCAAAGGUUGAAAGUCAAAGCCAUCUCAAAAAAUUUAUCUCUCCAUUUUUCGUAAUUGGUUUGUUCUAGAAUCCUUCUCAUCCGUCAUAAUUUCUCAAAAAAUCGAGCAGACAUCUCAAGGUUAUGUUUUGUUAAGAAAACAUGGAAUGACCUUGUUAUUUCUCCAUGUGCAGGUUUUGUUUUCGUCAGAAUUCGAACGCGCCAGAAUAAAUAAUUGUAGAACUCACGGUGCACAUGUUCGCUCCACCCUUCCAAUCAGACAUAACUCUAUUUUGCCGACGUUCUUUUCCUCUCAUUUCAAACUCAUUUUCGUUUCUGUACCCGGUACGGACGGCACCGUGGCUGAGGUGGCAAUGUUUGCAGGGCUGCUGUUGCUGCUGUCGCGAGAAGCGAUUAGUGUAUUCGGGUUGUCGGUAGUAACAUCGGUCGUCGUUGUUGUCAGUACUUGUUUGCGUUUCAUAUCUCCUGCCUAGCCGAAAUUCGUAUUCCCCAAAGUUUCAAAAGUUCACAUUCGCGUGGACAUUCGGCUGUCGCCUUCCAAAUAAAUUUCCUGCAACCUUUGCGCGGCGUGAAAGUUGUCAAACUGGACCCACAAAGUGUACAUUUGGAGAGACCACUCGGGGAGAGCCCCUUUCUGCUGCUCCCCACGCCUUUCUCUUCUUCUUCUCUCCGCGGACGCUUCUUCUUCCAUCUUGUCGCCUCCUUCGGCCUUCUUCUUCAUUUUCAUUGCUUCUUUCUCCCUAUUUGCUCUUCUUUCUGUGUUUUUUUCUCGUUUAACUUAGCAGCUUUGCUCUCUAUUUUUUUCUCGAAUUCAUUUGAGCAGUACUGUAUUAUUCGUUUGCUUACUUUCGCUUGUGUUGCACACAAAUUGUUGGAAGAAGAAGAAGCGUGCGCACCGCCCGCCGCCUCUAUGUGUGUGUAACUGACUGACUGCGGGUUGCGGCUCGAAUUUCACGUGUUUGACCAUUUUGCCGUGCUCCCCGUGCUCCGCCCUUCCACUGGGAGCCCCAUCCUCCAUCCCGUCUUCUUCUUUUUCCUUCCAAAAAGGUUCUCUUUCUUAUCUAUCUGUCUCUUCGUCGUUUCCUGCUAAGCUGGGAGUAGUUUGUGAGCCCUUUGCUCCCGGAAUGUGUGUGCUUUUCCUCCUUCCCAUCCCCAAGUUCGAAACGAUCUCUGUUCUGUCAACGAGUGAGAAUAAAGGUCGAAAGUCCGUCGAACUACCUCCCCCCCCCCCAUCUUUUUCAUGUGCUCCGGCUCUUCUCAGCUCCCACCCAGAAACCAAUUUGACUCCGUUCAAUGCGAUGUCGCAUCCAUAUGGCUCCGAUUUGUAAACGAUUCCAUCGUGUAUACCACUCGAAUGAGCUCGUAACUCUCCACGGCAGCUUGUAUGGAGUCUGUUCAGGCCAUCAUCGAAAAAUUCGUUCUCAAUUUUCCGUUUUCUGUCUUUUCACCAGUUUUCUGUCAUCCUCUUCUGCCACUCCACUCGCAGAGAGCGGACCUCUAACUUUCACUUUCAAUCGGUCGCCUUCUUCCAAUUUCAUGUUUUUUGAAAGUGUCUCUCUCGCCCCCUUCUCGCUGUCUGUUUUCGGCUGGUACCCAUUUCCGCCCUCUUCGUCUCCGUGUGUGUCACCUUUUCGAGUUGUUUAGGUCAAAACAAGAUUUGAUUCUAUGCUCAUUUAGAAUUUGUUUACCAGGUACCUUCACUCCCGGGAAUAAUCGAUUAGUUGUUCGUAAUUGUUCACCCCUUCCAUACCAAUUUCAUGGCUUUUUAGUCGAGAAAGUUGAAAUCUGUGCUAUCAGAUGCACUUUAACGGCUAAUUGUUUGUUGAUUCUUUCUCUCCGCCGUCUCAAGCACACAUACACCUAGCAUCGCUUGCUUUGUUAUCAUUGUUUCUAUUUUAUCAAAUUAACGAGGAGAAGGGCGGCGGUCUGCUUGCACGCCCUUCAACUCCUCUAAAUUAGUUUUCGUUUCCUCCCCGAUUUUCGAGUUUUCAGCUUGAAUUCAGUCAGAUUUCCGCACAGAACUUUGGUUCGCGUAUCAUUAAAUCAUAGGAUGAUCAUCUAAUCCCAUUUUAAGACGAUCAAUUUUCUUGCACACCCCCAUUUUUAGACACGUUUGACUACGUAAUUACAGUUCCGCGUUGAGUAUUACGCACCACAAAUGAACACGAUUUUAUUCGAUAUGACAGUUAAAACUUCAAUAGUAGGAAAGGAUUGAUGCUGUGGCAGGCGAACUGGUCGAAAUGGAAGAGGACGAAAAAAAGAGAGAAAAACAGAAGGGUUACUGUGCCCGGUGGACCGUGAACGAUGAGGGAAAGGUCACUAGAAGGGCUCUCGUUCAGAGUGUAAACAAUAUUUACGAAAUGAAAAUUUAUGUAAAAAUAACGAUCAGCAUUGUUGUUCCGAUGAUUUACCACACUAGACUGCUUCCAAGUGUUCUGAGAACACUUUGAACGCCGCACACAAGUUCGAUAGAUGACCGUUCCCGUCUGAUUAAACCGGUCUGCUUCUUGAUUCGAAAUGACACGUGGCCAGCACGCCUCCCACUUCCGUCCAUCGUUGUUCGUGUGAUCAGGUUGAAAUGUUGAAAUCUGAAAUCUAUAAAUAGCAACAGGCGCGUCAUUCUCAUUGACGAAUGUACCCAAAGAAGCUUUCGUUUCUCUCCUUCUCUCCAACCCAAUUCCCGUGUGCUCCCGUGUCCGCACAGUUCUUCUUAGUUAGUAGCUAUUCCACCCCCUAUUUACUUUUCGAAAGAUCAAUGCAAAGCGUCCACUGACGUCACUUGUCCACAAAUCAAAAUGUGCGGAAGCUCGCAAUAGCCGUGAUUAGGAUUACGCCUUCAGCCCACGUCUCAUUCUCGCAGCUCACCAACCUGAAGUGAAAUCAUGCGCGCAGAGACCUUUCCAAAAGUUCAGUAGCUCAUUUUCGAUUCUCUCUUUGGCUGGGCCGAGUUACGGUCAAUCACCAUUUCGCAAAUACCAUUACUCCUGAACUUUCGUCAUUUCUCACUACUUUUGUAUCUCUUUGUGUCUCUCCCAGCGGUUUCCCCCUGACCGAUCACUGAUUCUUUACCAUUGUUCCGCAGCACCAUCUCCGAUUCUUCUCGUGUUUUGGCUGCUUUUCCCCGAUUCUAGAUUCUAUUUCCGGCCCGCCUACACAUGUUGCUGGAAUCUGUGUCAUUUUAGUUGUAUUCCAUCUUUUUCUGCAUAUGUUUCUCGGAAAUACUUCCCGGCAGUUCUAUCAAUAUUUAAGCGGAUAGGAGCUUUACUCUGCAUUUUUGGCAGUGCUUUUGAUAAACAAAAUUUAAGUGAAAAGCUAUCUUUUCUUCUCAAAUGAGUAGAUUUCUAUUUCUAGAAUUGAAGCGGAUGUCUAAAUGUUCAAUGAUACAGUAUCUCGACAUGAAAGCUCUUCCUUUUACAGUCACAUUCACAUCAUGCAUAUUCAAUAAAGCAUGGGAUUGUGGCCUUUGUUCAAACACAUCCUCCAACCAUUCAAAUAUAGUUUCCCUCCGUCCUAACAUCCCAGUCUUUCGUAAACGGCCUCUUCUCCUUUCUGCUCUCGUCCUUCACUGAAUCACUUACUUCGAAAUGUAUCAGUAGUUGAGUGCUCUCUCCAUCCCUCUGUCUUCCGUCCGCUUCUCCCCAGACACUCUUUCCCUCCUGUUCUCUCUAAUCUCUCGCGCUUCCCGUCCCGUUGACCGCUUACAUCGAUGCGGUCCGAGAGCCGCCAGACCGAAGGGAUGGACCCGACCGAGCGGUCGAAACUCGUACGCCGCUUCGUUAUCACCUUGUCUGCGACUCUCCGUUCGUCUCACUCUCUUGCCCUCCUGCGCAUUAUUCAUUCGUCGCUUUCGAGUCAUUCAUUCAAAAGUGUUAUUCAUGUCACUUUUUCCACAAAAAAGUAAAAGCAACCCGUCUGUCUCCAUCUUUCUCUCUCUCCCUCGUGCGCAUUCCUACAAUACACCAAUCACAUUAGAUUUAUUAUCACAAUCGUAAUUCAUUCAUUUCAGCAAUUCAAAUGCGAACGACCGCGAGAACGCAACGUCUGUGCAGUGACCGGUCGACCGGCUCGUUACUUCGAUCCAGUGACACGCCUGCCGUACUCGUCAGCCUACGCAUUCAAGGUUAUCCGGGAUAAAUACAAUAAGCAUCUGCGGACAAUACGAGGAAAUGAAGAGGUGAGCAUUUCGAUCUUCCCUACAAAGUUCGGUUGCUGAACGGGAGAAAACUUUCUAAGGAGCUCUCUAAACAGAAACAUUUGCAGAUAACCAGCUACCUGAACCGUCUGAAGGCUCUUCCGACGCCGCCGAUGUCUCCGAGACUGUCCUCCAGCCAGACUGGACCGGUCGCGAGCCCACCAAAGGCCGCAGCUGCCAUUCCGACGACGUCUUCUGGCGCGAAGCCGUAG
Caenorhabditis sp. 36 PRJEB53466 is the source of this 7613-nucleotide messenger RNA. The record is from the annotation of a GenBank genome assembly. Lineage: Eukaryota; Metazoa; Nematoda; Chromadorea; Rhabditida; Rhabditidae.